GGCUUUAUACCAAGACUAAAAAGACACAGCGAAAGUAAUUCAUAAAUAUAUAUGUUAAUACUGAAAAUAAUCAUAUGAUCAGUGAUCAAAAUGAUGGCACAAUUCGAAACGACAUCGAUAAACUAUAAAUACUUAUGGCGGGGUCAUUGUUCAAUACCAGUUUCAAUUCAACACUGAAAGUGUCAAGACAUUCUGUUGAACAAAAAUUAAAAAAAAACAACAUGAAACAAUUACUGGUUUUCGUUGGAGUAUUGAUGCUAAUAUCAUCCGCAGUUAGUUUAGAAAAUAAUACAAAAGAUAAAACAAUUAAAAAACAUGAAAAAAGAGGAGCAUUAAAUUAUGGAUUUGGUUUAUCACAAGAACAAAAUAAUCAGUAUCAAAUAUAUGGAACACCACAACAAGAACAAUUACAAAUAAAUGAACAAAAUAUACCUGAUCAUAGUAAUGAAAAUAAUCAUCACAAUGUAUUUCAACAGGAUCAUCAAAAUCACAUAUUAUUACCACAAAAUAUACCCCAUGUUCAUCCAGUUCCUAUUGCUCCAGUUCAUAAUGUACCAUUUGCAUUACCACAACCAGUACCAAUAGUACCACCAGUUGUACCACAAACAAUUAUAAAACCAGUUGGUAUACCAUAUCCAGUACAUGUUGAAAAAAUUGUUGAUAGACCAUAUCCAGUUGCUGUGCCAGUACCAAAAUAUAUUGAAAAAAUUGUACACGUUGAUAGACCAAUUGCUGUACCAGUUGAAAAACAUAUACAUGUACCUGUUGAUCGUCCAUAUGCUGUUCCAGUUCCAGUUUAUAAAGAUAGACCAGUUCAUGUACCACAGCCUUAUCCAGUUCAUGUUGCUGUGCCUGUUUUAAAACCUUAUCCAGUACCAGUUGCUGUACAAUAUAAACCUUUACCACAUUAUCAUCAUCAUCAUCAUCAACAUCAACAACAACAACAACAAUUUCAGGGAUGGUAAUACAAUAUUAUAAUUUAA
Messenger RNA from Aphidius gifuensis, 983 nucleotides. RefSeq lists its product as uncharacterized. The record is from RefSeq and is a predicted model, not a curated record. The transcript is spliced from 3 exons. The coding region runs from base 135 to 965 and encodes 276 amino acids. NCBI's taxonomy places the organism in Eukaryota, Metazoa, Arthropoda, Insecta, Hymenoptera, Braconidae.